AGAGCCGGGUUCUCCCGUCACAACCGACGCCGUCCCCGCCUCCCCGCAGGCCGCCAUGACCAAGCUGGCUCAGUGGCUGUGCGUCCUGGCCCUGCUGGGUUCCGCUUGGGCCGCGCUGGCGCUGAGCCCGGCCAGCCUGCAGCUCCCGGAGCCGUUCCGGCGGGCCCUGCUGCCUCUGCCCGUCUACCUGCUGGUGACCGUGGGCUGUUUCUCCUUGGCCACCGUCGGCUUCCGCCUGGCCACCUUCAACGACUGCGAGGAGGCGGCGGCGGAGCUGCAGGAACACAUUGCCAUGGCCAGGGCCGACCUGCGGCUGCGGGGGCUGCGCUUCCAACCCCAAUAAAACAGCGGGAUGGGG
Meleagris gallopavo (turkey) is the source of this 358-nucleotide messenger RNA. NCBI's taxonomy places the organism in Eukaryota, Metazoa, Chordata, Aves, Galliformes, Phasianidae. The record is from RefSeq and is a predicted model, not a curated record.